UUUAAAAAUGACUUCAUUAUUACAAUCUUGGCUAGUUAAAUACAAAUGUAAUUGUUCUGCUUGGUUCCCACUUUGCCAAAUGCAUUAUUGCCGGAAAUGUUCAAGAUUAGGAUGCCCUGUUUGUGUUAUUGAAGAAAUUGAUAUUGUUUUUUGUCCAAAUUGUUUAGAAAAUGUUACAAAUAUUGACAAUCAACAAAGACGGUUUCGAUGCAAAAAUUGUUAUGAAUGUCCGGUUUGUGGUCAUCUUUUGGGAAUCCGUUCACAAGGAGAUCAAUAUCACCAUCAUUGUAAUGCUUGUAAAUGGACUAGUAAAGAUUUGGAUAUUCCAGAAAAUAGAACAAAUGAAGAACUUUGGCCAGAACUUAAAAAUCCGUUGGAGAAGGAAUUGGGAAGGAUUAGUGAAUUAAUUAAAGUUAAACUUUCAAAUCUCGGCAUUUUACAAAAUGAUCGUUACGGCCUUCAAGGAGCUUAUAAUUUACGCAAAAAAGCGUUGGAAAAGAUUCCAGAAACUAAAGAACCUUUAAUUUUGUUAUCUCCAUCUGCUGACGUUCCCGAAUUAGACCCAAGUCUUUUGACCGAACCAAUUGACCCCGGAAAUGCCCCAAAUUUGUCUCAAUCAAUUUUACAUUUAAUUACUGACAAAAAAGGAAAAUUACAUCCUUUACAUGUAAAAACAAAUUCGAGAAGAAUUUUAAGAUGUGCCGAAUGCGAAAAUAUUAUUUAUAGAGGGGAAUUUUCUCCAAAAGAUGUUAAGCCGAAAUUACAGUUACUCGCAUCAGAUUUCUUUCCAGAAAUUAGAAUUUCACGACAAGUUGAACUCGUUUCUGGUCAAAAUUCUGUCAUCUUUUUGGCAAUAAAUAAUAAUACAAUAUAUUCUUUUAAAGUUAAAUUAAUUGGGAAAAAAUGUGAAAACGAUGAAAAAUGUGUUGAUACAUCCAAUUGUUCAUUAGAAUUGCUCAUCCCAGACAAGGACAACUCCGAAACACAAUUAGUGGAAAUAAAAUCUGAAGAAGAACCAAAAUAUAAUGAAAACUCUAAUACACUCCUUGCAAUUGAAGCACCAAAUGAGACUUCCAAUCGAGUUCUCUAUGUUAGCAAAAACAGAGCUGGUGUUUGUGUUGAAUGUCUCCCUCAAAUUGAGACAAAUUUGACGGAAUGUUAUGCACUUUUCUCGCUUUCGUUUACUCCAACAAAUGGCACUUUUUCAACAAGUACAGUUGAAAUAAAAAUAUUUAUCGGGAAGGCUUUAUCUAAUACAUUGGAAUUGAAAAGGGUUUAA
Meloidogyne enterolobii is the source of this 1279-nucleotide messenger RNA. Lineage: Eukaryota; Metazoa; Nematoda; Chromadorea; Rhabditida; Meloidogynidae. The record is from the annotation of a GenBank genome assembly.